AUGAGUGAUCGAGGACGUAACGAUGGUGAUGUAAAGAGGAAUAGUGUGAGCGGUGGGAGACCAGGAAGUGGCAGCAAUGCAAGUCCACGUAAUGCCAUUAAGGAGGAGCGGGUAGAGAGGAACGACGAAUACCAAUAUAGUAAUUCGUCGAGCAAUAUGGGAGGUCCAUCUGGUGGACAACCAAAUCGUGGGAUGGGGAUGGGACCAGGUGGCGGUGGUGGUCGAGGACCAAUGAAUAUGAUGUCUUCGAUGAAUGUUCUUUCUGGGCAAGCGUUCAGUGAAACCGAUCUGAUGAGUGAUUUGCCAAAAAAGAAGUUCACUGGUCGAUGCCGUUUAUUUGUUGGUAAUUUGCCAAAUGAUUUGAAAGAGCAGGAGCUGAAGGAACUCUUCGCACCUCAUGGUGAUAUCGCAGAAUGCUAUUUGAGUGGCAAAGGAUUUGCAUUUUUACGACUGGAUACACGAGCUCAUGCAGAAAGUGCUAAAGAAGCUAUUGACGGCAAAAUAAUACAUGGUCGUCCAGUUCGUGUACGAUUUGCAGUCCAUGGUGCAGCGUUGAGAGUAAAGGAACUUUCACCAACUGUAUCGAACGAAAUGCUUUAUCAUGCGUUUUCGGCAUUUGGUGAAGUAGAACGAGCAGUUCAUAUAGUUGAUGAAAAGGGCAAACCAACCGGCGAAGGAAUAGUGGAAUUCGAGCGUAAGCCAUCGGCUAAUGAGGCACUUCAUCAGAUACGAGAAAAAGUGUUCUUAUUGACAGCAAGUCCGAAGCCGUUAGUUGUUGAGAUGUUGGAACCGCGCGAUGAAGACGAUGGCCUCGCUGAACGCAUGAUACAACGCAGUGCAAUGCUUCAAAAGGAACGAGAAGUGGGCCCACGAUUUCCACCGGCAAACAGCUUCGAAUACGUAUUCGGGUUAAAAUGGAAGGAGCUAUAUGAGGUGGAAAGACAGCGUAGAGCUCAAUUGGAAGAAGAGCUCAAGGAAGCUCGUAGACGCUUGGAAGCUGAUAUGGAUCUCGCUUACCAGGAUUAUCAAACUCAGUUGCUCCGUGAAGAUCUCGCACGUCGUCAGCAGGAGCUUGAGCGAUUAGAAGCUGCAAAGCGUGAACGUAUGGCACAGGUAGCGGCACGUCGUGGUGAAAUGCCUACCUUGCUUGGUAAUUUAACUGGUGGACCAUCUGGUCCACAAGGUAUGGCAAAUGGCCCGGGUGGAAUGUCUGGUGGGCCACCACCACGUGAAUUUUUCGUUACUGGUUCCGGUGGAGGAGGCUCGCACUCACAACACAGAGGGCCAUUUAACUCAAGUGGACAAGGUGGACCUGAGGGACCAAGAGGACAAGAAAUGAUGGGUCGAGGUCCACCUGAUAUGCAACGCGGUGGGCCACCACAAAUGGACAAUCCAGGAAGAGGACCGCCCUUCCAGCAAGGUGGACCUGUUAAUCAAGGAGGCGGUCCCGAUCCAACUCUUGUACAAGGCGUCCAGAAACUAUUACAAAUAUUUCGUGCUGAUGCACCUAGACCUGGUGGACCACAGCAGGGAGUGCCACCUUCGUUCGGUGCUCCGGGCGGUCCUGGAGGUUUUCGAGGACCGGGACCGAUGGGGCCUGGGAAUUUUGGAAUGCAAAGUGGACCACCGGGAGGUUUUCAUCGUGGACCACCAAUGGGUGAUUUUCCAGCUGAGAAGCGAAUUCGACGAUAA
Messenger RNA from Brugia malayi, 1692 nucleotides. RefSeq names its product WD-repeat protein WDC146, putative (gene Bma-nono-1). The transcript is spliced from 9 exons. The record is from RefSeq and is a predicted model, not a curated record. NCBI's taxonomy places the organism in Eukaryota, Metazoa, Nematoda, Chromadorea, Rhabditida, Onchocercidae. Gene Ontology annotation, cellular component: nucleus. The coding region runs from base 1 to 1692 and encodes 563 amino acids. Gene Ontology annotation, biological process: regulation of DNA-templated transcription. Gene Ontology annotation, molecular function: RNA binding.